This is a messenger RNA of Carassius gibelio (silver crucian carp), 4885 nucleotides long. Its product is annotated as tetraspanin-17. Gene Ontology annotation, cellular component: membrane. The transcript has 8 exons. Bases 377 to 1189 code for a protein of 270 amino acids. Gene Ontology annotation, biological process: protein localization to plasma membrane; protein maturation; regulation of vascular endothelial growth factor signaling pathway. NCBI's taxonomy places the organism in Eukaryota, Metazoa, Chordata, Actinopteri, Cypriniformes, Cyprinidae. The record is from RefSeq and is a predicted model, not a curated record.
UGUCACGCUUCUCAGUUCUUGCUGGAUUGUUAGAUUGCAGUGGAUUGUUUUCCUCGGGACAUUUACAACAAGGUUAAAAUAUCAAAAACAUCUCAUGACACCAAUCCAAGCCGUUCGGGGUAUAUCAGGGGGGACCCGGAACAUUCAUUUCCCCACCCAUAUACAUCCUCAUCCGUUGUUUAUAUGUUUAAAACUGAUGAAUAUAUUCAGCUCAGUGGAAAAAGCGCUUGUUGGUGCAUUGUUGUGGUUUGCGAUGUGUAGCUGGUUCGCAGGCUCUUCGGCUAAAAUAUAGAUACAUGAAUCGCUUCCAAGUCGUAUUUUUGCAGAUCGGUUUAGUUUUUGUAUCAACACAACAGCGUUAGCUGGCCUGGACAAAAUGAGCAGAAAACAGCAUCAUUUUAAAGGAGCAGAGGUCAGCUGCUGUGUUAAAUACUUCUUGUUCGGAUUCAACAUCCUAUUUUGGUUGCUGGGAGCUGCAUUCUUGGGUAUUGGACUUUGGGCUUGGGCAGAAAAGGGAGUGCUGUCAAACAUUUCCUCCAUCACAGAUCUGGGCGGCUUCGACCCUGUCUGGCUCUUCAUUGUUGUAGGAGGGGUGAUGUUCAUCCUGGGAUUUGCCGGAUGCAUCGGUGCGCUCCGGGAGAACACAUUCCUACUCAAAUUUUUUUCAGUGUUUUUGGGCCUCAUCUUUUUCCUGGAGCUCACAGCUGGCAUUUUAGCCUUUGUGUUUAAAGAUUGGAUCAAAGACCAGCUGAACUUCUUCAUCAACAACAAUGUUAAAGCAUAUCGGGAUGACAUUGACCUCCAGAACCUCAUUGACUUUGCUCAAGAAUACUGGUCGUGUUGUGGUGCUCAUGGGCCGAAUGACUGGAACCUGAACAUCUAUUUCAACUGCACCGACUCCAACCCCAGCCGGGAAAGGUGUGGCGUUCCCUUCUCCUGUUGUGUCAAAGACCCCGCUGAGGAUGUCCUGAAUACACAAUGUGGCUAUGAUGUGCGGCUUCAAGGGGAGUUGGAUCAGCAGAAGUACAUUUAUACAAAGGGCUGUGUGGGGCAGUUUGAAAAGUGGCUUCAGGACAAUCUGAUCAUCGUUGCUGGGAUUUUUGUGGGGAUUGCAUUAUUGCAGAUUUUUGGGAUAUGCCUGGCUCAAAACCUGGUGAGCGACAUCAGAGCGGUCAAAGCCAACUGGUGACUUUUUGCAUAGAGCGACAGGUGACAGUGACCUCUGAUUAUGGCAGAGAGCUUAUUGCAAAUAAACACUGUUUACACACCACUGAGCUGGUAAAUUCCACCCUUUUAACCCUACAGACUUUGUAUGUUCGCUGACUUUACAAAGUGGACUGUCCAUCUAGGUUUUUUCUUUUUUUUUUGUGGUUCCUUAUCUGAAAACAAGCUCUUAAUGGAGACUAUCCAGAAGGAGCUUAACACGAGAUGUCACAUCGAUAUCAAGCUAUCUGCGAUCUCGCAGCUGUCUCUUUAUUGAAUGCUAUUUUCGUUUGCCCUUAAUAAAUGUUCACCAGACUCUCCUUCAUGUUGGCGAAUAAAGUGGAGGGUGUUUCCAUUAACCUGUGGAUGACUUUCUUAUAGAAAAACACACAAAUCAACCACUAGGACUUUAAACCGAGGAGCCAUGAACUAAACAAAGCCUUACAGCAGUGCGUUUUACUAUACACUUGAUUGGAUUCCGAUUUUUACACAAUAGUCUGUCUGUCAGUCAUUUGAGCUGACUCUUACCUCUGAUUGGCUCUCUGUUGCACAGGGUAGCCAAUCAGAAUGACAUACUUGAUAAUGACAUGUAAUGCAUUUAUUUUUGUGAGUUCUACCACUACUGUUGGGGAGGUGGAGAAUAGUCUGUUAUUUGUCUGUAUAGCUAUGUUUUAUUAUUUUUCUCUUGUUUGUUUUGGUUGUCUCUGUGGCAAAGUGUAUAAAUCGACUUAACCGCGGUCCCAGACUUGCUUAUGAAUCUUUGUUUUCGCUAGUCUGCUAGAUGUUGAUAUGCUAUAGUGACAUUAAUAAUGUAUUAUUAUAAAUAAUGCUGCUUUAACUCAUAGAAGAUAUACAUCGCUAUACUAACCAACUUAACUCUUUAAUACAUUCCUUCUGGGAAACACACUUCAGAUCACGCAGAGUGUUUUGUGAAUGAAUCUAACGUUGAGUGCACAUGAAGUGGACCGACUGAAUUAGCCGUGCGUACGAUCACAUGCCUUAUCGAGCCCUAUAGAGAUGGUAGCAGAAGCCAAUGACAGUUACACAGCACGCGGACCUUUAGGAAGGCUUUUUUUAACUGUUCAGUCUCUCUUGCUCACGCCAUAUGCAUGCAAUCAUCUAUUUAAAAAAUGCGUGGCAAUGCAGACCUCUCUAAAAGCAUGCACACAUACAUAUGUGUGUGGAUGUGUAUCCAUCCCAUUGUGAAUACCAUACCAGUGCGUUUUCACCUAGCUACUCCCCUUGUGUUCAGAAGGAGUCUGCUUUGAGUCACGACUUUAACGCUGAUAAUGUGCAAAUUAAGAUAAAUGAUAUAUUGCUGACUGUGUAUGUAAGAACGUGCCUGGAUGGUUAUAGCAGUGGAGUGUCACGUCAGCUAGACUGAUCUGAUACAUCAAGCUUUGCUCUGUUUCAAUGGUCUAUAUAACCUGUGUUAUCAGAGUGAAUAGUAAAAUGUGAGAUUUCUCUUCGGUGGUCUUUUUCGGUAUCAGAGAUUUUGGUAUAUUGUGUAUAUAAGAGGCCAAUCUUUUAUGCAGAUAUAACAUUACGUGCUAAAGAUGAUGUUUAGUCCCCUUUUUGUGAACCCAAAUUGAUGACCCUCAUGAAAGCUGUCAAGAACAUGUCCAGGUUGUAAAAGAAAAGAGUGGGAUAAUAUAGUUUGCUUAAAGAAAAUAAAGUAUAUUUACUCCCAAAUUCUCAUUUACAUUAUAAAAAACAAAGCAAACAAACUAUAUAUAUAUAUAUAUAUAUAUAUAUAUAUAUAUAUAUAUAUAUAUAUAUAUAUAUAUAUAUAUAUAUAUAUAUAUAUAUAAAAUUUAAUUUAAGACAUAUUGUUUAAUUUAUUGAUAUUUAUUGAUGCGAUAUUUGGUUGUACUGCCAUUGAUUUUAAUUUUAAAAAUCUUUGUAUUACUGUUAUACAGGAAAAACUGUAUUAAAGCAGCAAGAAAUAAAUGAAUAAGUUUAAUUAAUUUAAUUAAUAUAUUAUAAUAAGAAUUUACAAUGAAAAUGUGAUGAAAAUAUUGCCACAAUGCAAAAAAAUAGAAUAAAACAAUCUAUAAGCUUGAUUUUCUUUAUGCAGAAAAACAUAUUUUGGGGUGAACUGCGAACUGGGCAUGUUUUUGUAAGAUUUUGUUUUUGUAAGAUCCAAAAUUCAGAGUUUAUUAUAUUUUUCCUCUCAUUUUCUUCAUCAUGCAAUGGCCUUUUCUGUAUUUUCUCCUUAAAAAUAAAUAAAUAAAUAAAAUAAAUAAACAAAGAACGCUAAAAUUUCCUUUUCAGGGAGCCUCUUGCAUAUAAUGAAUAUAAAGAUCAUCUCUUACUAAUGUUAUGUCAUAUGCAUCUAACCCUUCAAAAGUGCAUUGCAGAAACGUGAAUAAAACUAAUGUUUGUCUGACUGUAGGCACACAACUGAAACGAAUUGCAAAUCUGUGUUCGUGUAGUGAAUUAGACAUUCCUUGUGCAUGUGUUGGCCUAAUUUUUUUCAUGAAGUGCAUUUUGCAUUUCAGUGGUUUUUCUGUGCUGGUUCAUCAGAAACGUGAAUUUUGAUAAUUAGUAUUAAAACCAUUGAGCCUUUUUGCUGGCCUUUCUCUUUACCAGCUGUGAUAGUUUGUACGUUACAGUCAUUCAAAAUGUUAGCAAAUCUUUAAGCACAGUUUUAUCGAGAACAGUUGUACAGAACAGUACUGCGUGGAUGGAAAACAUUUUGUGAUUCUGAUGAAUGCAUAUCAGAAUAGUUGUUCCAUGAUUUAAAUAUGUCUUGAUCUUUUUUCCCAACAUGAGUCUUGACAUCACACUUGUCACUUUUAUGUGCUUUGAAAAAUGAAUUAAGAAAGCCUUCAAGAUUUUUUUGUUUUUGUUUUGUUUACAUUCCCAUACUCGUUUUCAAAGUGUCUUCAUAGAAAUGUUUGGAUUCUACCUCAUCAUGGUGAAAUUACUUUAAAGGUGGUUUUUUGGGGAUUCAUAACUCUAAUUCAAGUUUAGUGAGCAGUUUUAGAAGAGUUGCAAAAAACGUUUUAAACCAAACUUUAAGAAUCUUCGACACAAAUAAUGAUAGCAGAUCUUCUCUCACAGUCUCCGCUUUUCUUUAGAUGCUUUUUAGGCAAAUUAUAAUUUUGUUUAUAAGUCAUGGAAUGCAAAGAAUAUAAUGUGGAUUAGUUAUAUGAAUGGUGAAAGAGACACUUUUGAUUUUUAAACCUAUUGUUUCAUACUUAUCCAGUGCCAUUAUGUGCAGCACUAUUUCAGGAGUCUGCAAACAAACAGUUCUCAGCUGUAAUUAGAUGUCCUUUAAUUAGUUUAUUGACUUAGUGUUCAUUAUCCGAUAAUGUCAAAAUGCCCUUUUAAACUGGAUAAUGAAUAUUGCACUUGCGGACCUAAAGCAUUUCCUGUGCCCCCAUUAUUUGAGUCAAUGAUUGUACUAACCUAUAAUAACACUCAUACUUAUGUGGCAUUUUCACGUUCCUAUAGAAAUUUAGGAUCGUACCAGUAUUUGGAAACAUAUUGGCGAUACCACUGUUUUGCAGAAGCUUUGUUUUAUUUGAUGUUAUUUUAUUUAAAAUUCUUGUUCAAAGGUUCUUGUUCAAAGGUGAUAUCCAUAAAUUGACUUUUCUUGUGGGAGAUGGUCUGUUACACUGUAUACUAUGAUGUGAGAUAUGCAUUUUCUUUUUUAUAAUAAAAUGGAUUUAUGACA